CCGCUGUUAGCUUCAGCUUCAGCUAGCCGAUAGCUACACCUCAUUUGGACUUUCUGCUAGGUUAAAUUAGAUUGGAUUAGAUUCAAAUGGAGUUAAGCAUCUAACCAGACAAUAAACAGUAAGCUCAUGUAGCAUAAAUAGUGUAUUGGUAUAUAAGUGGUAUGGUGCAGGUUGUCUUUAUAGUAUAUGGACAAUAUUUACAGAUGAAAACCUACGUACAGGUGAGUGAGGAAGAUAUAGCCUACACAGUGACUGACAUGAACAUAUAUAGAUGCAUUUCUGCGUUAAAUGCACAGACGUUGUCAUUGUAAAGAGCGGACGGAGGAUAUGUGGGACCGGAGGCUGCCUGGCCAACGCUCCUUUACACCAGAACAAAAGUUAUUUUGAGUUUAAGAUCCAGUCCACUGGUGUGUGGGGUGUGGGGGUGGCCACACAGAAAGUGAAUCUCAACCAAGUGCCUUUGGGCAGAGACACAAACAGCCUUGUCCUGAGGAAUGAUGGAUCCGUGUAUCACAAUAACGAAGAGAAGAAUCGUCUACCCGCUAACAGCCUUCCUCAGGAGGGUGACAUUGUGGGCAUCACAUAUGACCACGUGGAGCUGAAUUUAUAUCUGAAUGGAAAGAACAUGCAUUGUCCUGCCUCAGGGAUCCGAGGCACUGUGUACCCAGUUGUUUAUGUGGAUGACAGUGCCAUCUUAGACUGCCAGUUUAGUGACUUCUAUCACACACCCCCACAGGGAUUUGAAAAGAUCCUCUUUGAACAACAAAUCUUCUAAAGGAAGCCCUUCAGCCUCUCGUCAUGUCGUCGCCUUCCUCUAUAUCCCAUCGCAACCUCUGUGACACUACCGUUUGACCUUGAUUGGAUAUUAUCAUUAUAUAUGUGGCUUGAAUGCGUCUUGUUUUGUUUCCCGUGAUUACUCUGCCUCUCUCUGCUGCUGCUCUGAAUCAACCUUAGGAGUGUCUUUGAAGAAGUUGGGGUUUGUGGUCACUGUUGGGCUGUGAUGGGCUGUUACAGUCCGCGCUGAAGGAAAGUCAGUGGCUGUCCGUCUGUAUUAACUGAACAACUCUCUGUUGCUGCUUUCGUCCACCACAUGUGUAUAGAUACCAAACAAUGGACGUUGCACUUGUUUAAAGGUUCCCAUUAUUCAGGAUCAGAAGCCAUGUUUUAUUGACAUCGCUCUGUGCUCAUGUUUUUGAAUGUGUAACCUCCUAAAUGGCAUACUGACAUCCCAGAAUACACCCAUAUUUAUUUGUAUUUAUUUUAUUCUCUGAUUAAAGUGACAUAUCUUUCUGGUCAAAUCAUGUUUUUUUGGACACAAACAAGUGUUUGUGGACUUUCCUUUCAUGUCAGUGUAUUCAUUUUAGUUAGUACAUAGAGGGUUUAAAAUACUAAUCUGUAAACUGGUUCACCUUCCAGGGGACAUCUGGUGUGAGGAUGGUUUUCGCUCAAAAAACUGAAAUAUCUCUUUUAAAUUGUGGACACUAAGAGUCAUUUCUCAAUCGAUUACCUGAACCGGCCUGUUUUCAUCCUGAAAUCUGGUGCUGGAUGUCUCAGAGUAGGAGACUGAAAUGUCAAUCUGUUGUGUUGUGUUGGCAUUGCAUAUCUGCUGCUCAAGUGUGACAGUCAAAUAUUUCAAAUGCUUGUCUAUGUUUUGCACUAAUGAUGGUAUUGUACAAAUUCAAACAUUGUUGAUUCAGUAAAACCUUUGUGUCUUGAA
Messenger RNA from Mugil cephalus (flathead mullet), 1717 nucleotides. RefSeq names its product SPRY domain containing 7b (gene spryd7b). The transcript is spliced from 5 exons. The record is from RefSeq and is a predicted model, not a curated record. The coding region runs from base 272 to 775 and encodes 167 amino acids. Lineage: Eukaryota; Metazoa; Chordata; Actinopteri; Mugiliformes; Mugilidae. Gene Ontology annotation, molecular function: protein binding.